ACCAGUGAGGGCUUGUGUCACAGACAGUGUCCCGCAGUGAUUGGCCAGUUUGAUGUGACAGGCGCAGCAGGGUUGUGUGUGGCUGCUGUGUGAGUUUGGUUUCGUUUCCCCAGCUCUCCAGAAGUGAAUCAAAAUAUCAGUGGAAAUUACUACGUUAGGUACAGUAGGAGCUUCAUACCCCACUAUCAUUAUUCCGUUGGCGCAGCCAUCCCCGCUGUCUCCGUGAAGCAGAGGUCACCGCUUCGCCUGAAUGUAUGGCAGGCACAGUGGAAGUUUGAGAUCUGAGACUCAUCAUCCAGUCUCAAUGGUCUGAGCAGGAUUUUGAUUCUGGAUGUAAGGAGAACCGAGCCUCAGGGUUCCCCCCCCCCGACAUAUUUCACCUAUGCCGGAUCUCUGAUCAAAGGGCCCCGGGCCCCCUGCCCUCCAUGCUCCACGUGUGUGAACGCCAUGCUCAUUACCCUCUGCUACGUGUAUUUGUGGCUGCGCUUACGCUCGUCUUAUGCUUUACUGAUCAGGAGCUGUGUGCGUCAGCUACACCGGAGCAGCUCCUUCACCUUCUGCACCCAGCGCCAGGAACAGGGGAGAAAGAGCCAUAGCGGACUGCAGGAUAAGUUCUGCCUGAAGGUGGGCGACAAAGCCUUCCUCAUUGACCGUUCUCAGCUCUUUGAAGAUUUGAACAAGUGGAACCUGUUAUUGGGAUCCCAUAGUGAUAAGGAUCUUGGAGUGGGGCGAAUCGCCUUCAUUACUGAGAGUAUUUCCUUACCCAGUGGCCUGUUAUCUGCAGCAGCAUCACACCCUUCCAAAGAGGUUCUGAAGCUGUCUGAAUAUUGUUUGCCGCUGGCGCUGUGUCAUGGAGACUCCUCCAGGCUCUUGGCGGAAGCAAGCGUGGAUAAUUUCAGCGAGCUUGGCAUAGCAUUCAUGGAAGAUCGCUUGCAGAUGGACAAUGGAUCACUGCUCCAGAAGAUUACCUCUGUGCACCUACGAGAGUCGUCUGUGAAUAAGGAAGAAGCAGUAGAGGGAGGAGCUCUGUAUUCAGCUCUGAACAAGUCCACGCAGGAACUAAAGCUGACAUCCUCGGAGGAGGGGGGUACAGAAGAAAUGGGGAUCACUGAGAGCACUGAGAAUCCUACUGGCCAAAAUCCAAAUUUAAAUGAUGAAACUGACCCAAAAAAGAACGAGGAGGCCAAGGGAGAACAUCUCCACCUGCACCUGUCCAGCUGCCACGAGUGCCUGGAACUGGAGAGCUGCACCAUAGAGUCUGUGAAGUUCGCCUCGGCAGAGAACAUUCCUGAGCUCCCAGAUGACUUCAGUAGCCUGGAAGACAGUUCAGAUAUGGGGUUUCUUAAAGAGACCUCAAGCCUCAAUAAGAGUGGAAAACCACCCAACGUUCUCAUAUAUGGUGAUUCCACGUCUCAGGACCACUUCCAGAAUAUCAAAUCUGUUCUUCAGCAGUGCUUUGAUUCAUGCAGGUAUGUGAUCUACCCUCUCCCGGAGGAACAAGCCCUCAGGGCUCCAUGGAUGGAUAACUGCUUGUUACUGGUUGUAGCCGCUCAGGAGCCCAUACCCUCUAACAUUCACCAGCUGUUCACGUCUUACCUGGGGAAAGGUGGGAAGAUCCUGGGGCUGUCCUCUUCUCUCACGUUUGGCAGCACGGUCCUUAAAAGGAAACCUGAACUGCAGGGAUCUGUCCAGGAAUUUGUUUUCGACAGUCCCAAUGGCAGCCAAAUCCAGCUGAGCGUCCUGGCCAGUGGCUACGUGUAUGAGGAACACUUUGAAGGGUCUUGUGAUGAGGCGAAUCUAUGGGGUUAUUUAGACAAUGACCGUCGGGAUGUGAUGAUGGUCCACCAGACGUAUGGACAGAGUGCUGGAGAAGCCGUCCUGUGCCAGGUCAGGUUGGAGCUGCCUCCUGAGUCUCUAACGGACCAAGAUAAGGGAACCUUUGAUGCUCUGAAGCUGAGUAACUCCCAGAGGCACGAGGUGCUGACACAGAUCCUCAUCAGCCUUGGUCUGGAUUGUGAAGCCAGCACCUCUCCCUCUCUCACACCGGUCUACCUGCUGACUGCACAACCGGAUAAGCAUCUUGAUGCUCUCCAGUGGUUACAGUCACAAACAAACAAGCAGGGUGUAAUCAAAUCUAGCAAGAUGUCUCUGAAAGUCUGCGAGUCUCCCCAACAUGACGUGGACAUCACCCCAUCUCUAGCUCCCCUCAUCCCUGGAGAAGACUGCUUUGUGUCUGACGCUUUCAGCCUGGAGAAGUAUAGAGAGAACCUGCAAACCGAGAAGCUGGGCAGGAUUAUUCUGUAUGCAGACGUCACCACCUCCACGUUCCACCUGCUGGAAGGGCUGAUGUUUCACGAACCAAAGGAAAUGGGGUUAAUCGCUAUUGCGACUCAACAGACUCAAGGCAAAGGUCGCGGUGGGAACGUCUGGCUCAGCCCGAAAGGAUGUGCCUUAAUGACAUUACUCAUCUCUGUCCCUCUGUCCUCGCAGCUGGGACAGAGAAUCGCCUUCGUCCAACACCUUAUGGCUUUGGCUGUGGUGGAGGCUGUGAGAUCCAUGCCUGGAUACGAGGAUAUUGAACUGAAAGUGAAAUGGCCGAAUGAUAUUUAUUACGGUAACUUGAUGAAGAUCGGGGGAGUCCUGGUGAACUCGACGCUCAUGGGAAAUACGUUUCAUAUUCUGAUCGGCUGCGGCUUCAACGUCAGCAACAGUAACCCUACAAUCUGCAUCAACGAUCUCAUCUCAGAACAUAACAGGAGAUAUAAAACAAAUAUUGAUCCUCUUAGGGUGGAUGUGUUGAUCGCGCGGUCGGCGAGUGCGCUGGAGAAGCUCAUUGCUAAAUUUCAGAUGGAAGGACCCAACGGCGUUCUGCCCACGUAUUACAGAUAUUGGGUACACAGUGGGCAGCAAGUACAGCUGGGUGGUGAGGAUGGCCCUAGGGCCUGGAUCGUUGGGCUGGAUGACUCUGGAUUCCUCCAAGUUCUUCAGGAAGGAGAAGAAGUUGUCACUGUCCAUCCGGAUGGAAACUCUUUUGACAUGAUGAGAAACUUGAUUAUACCAAAGCGCUAAUAACCUGGACAUAAGACUUCCCCGGAGCGUAGACAUUCCCAAAAGCAAUGACUUGCAUUGUCGCUUUUUUAAAAUAAUUGCUGUUUUUCUUUUUAAUACCACAUGGAGGGUUUAGCUUGUGGGGUUCUUCUCUCUAGGUUGGAUGUACACAAUACCUUUGUUGGUUCCAUACGGAUGACAUUUUAUCCUGGGCACCUGCUCCAUGCUGGGAAAUCACUUGGUUAAUAUCAUGUUAUUGCUGUCAGCCCGUCAAGAUAUUCACUCAUGCAUUUACUUACAGGAUGUUUUGGGUGUGCUCACUGAUGGGAGAAUUGUAUUCCAGAAGACAUUAAAUGAAAAUAUGCAACUAACACAAA
Molecule: messenger RNA, 3425 nt
Organism: Pseudophryne corroboree (corroboree frog)
Lineage: Eukaryota; Metazoa; Chordata; Amphibia; Anura; Myobatrachidae
Gene: HLCS
Product: holocarboxylase synthetase
Exons: 13
Coding region: 448-3069 (873 amino acids)
Biological process (GO): protein modification process
Cellular component (GO): cytoplasm
Molecular function (GO): biotin--[biotin carboxyl-carrier protein] ligase activity
Source: RefSeq, a predicted model, not a curated record